AUGCAGUUCUCCAGCGUCCUCUCUCUGGUCUUUGCCAGCAUUGUCGCCGCUCAGGAUGUGGCCACUCUCUUCUCAGCCACCAACUUCGAGGGUGUCAGCUACACCAUUAGCGGUGCUGAUGACACUCUUGGAGGAUGCAACCCCGUUGCCACCUUCCCUCUCGUCCAGUCCAUCAAGGUCGCCGAAGGCCACGCUGUUGUUCUCUACAACACUGCCGACUGCGAGAUCCCCUAUGCCGCUUACGACCGCGACACUGCUGCCACCAUCGUCAACGGUAACUUUGCCGCCUUCUCCGUCGCCGUCGCCACCGGCCAGCAGGUUGGAGGUUCUGCUUAA
Trichoderma aggressivum f. europaeum is the source of this 336-nucleotide messenger RNA. RefSeq lists its product as uncharacterized. The transcript has 4 exons. The record is from RefSeq and is a predicted model, not a curated record. Bases 1 to 336 code for a protein of 111 amino acids. NCBI's taxonomy places the organism in Eukaryota, Fungi, Ascomycota, Sordariomycetes, Hypocreales, Hypocreaceae.